CACACUUGAUUGUUUCAUGAAUGUUGAGUGUUUAAUACGCUUUUAUUACGCGUUUACAACAACGUGUCGGUUUUAGGUGUACAUAUGUUUAAUGAGAUGUCAAAGUAUAGACGUUUCAGUCUUUACGACAUUCGCGUCGUUAGAAAACACCGUUUUGAACGGGAGUGUUGAACUGUAGACAUGCGAUGAAGUAUAACUUGUUACGUCAUUAAAAUGAAUGUUGUGUACAUGCGUUCACGUAUGUGCUGUAUCCGUGUCGCAUGAUACGAUAAAAGGAAGUGUUUAUUUGCCAUAGAACCGCCCAUUUUUGGCAGGAAAUUUUGGUGGGCAGUGAUGGUGGCGGGGGUCUUCAAGACUCAUGCAGCCUCUGUGUGUGUGAAUGCAGGGAAUGCGUUUUUGCAUUGCAUUUGCAGUCCAUCAGAUUCUUGCAAACGUUCUUUUGCAUUGAAGAGAAAAAUGUUUCGAUGUAUUGAGAAGCUGUCUGUUAUAGUCACUAUUCCAUGAAACAUAAUCAUGCAUUAUUGUUCAUGCUUGUCAGUUUCAUUUAACAUCUCUGUGUUAAUGAUUUGUGAAGCACAGGAUCAUGGAUCAUGGAUCAGAAGCAAUCUACAAUGUCUAAAACAUUUAGAAAGAGGAAGAUUUCUAAAUCAAAAUCAAACCCACAAACAGCAGAAGUCAUAAAGGAUUUGAGAAGAGAGGGUGAAUGUGGAUCAGACCCUUCGAAGAAUGAGGAGACAGGCUCCUUGAAAAUAAAGAGAACACACACCAAAAAGAAGUACCAUGAUCUCCAGCCUGUGGUCUUAAAACCUACUGAGGAUUCAGGCCAUGGGUCACCUUCCAAACCAGCCAUCACUUCCGGUCCAGUCAAUGGAGUGGAAGCCCAACAUACCAGUUCAUGUGGCCACACGAGUUCUUGUGGAAUAGCGGGGAAAAUGCAUGAAUCUAGUUCAGAGUUAAAAAGGAAACAAAAUAUGGAAGAUGUCAACCAGCACUCCUUAAAAAAAUACAUUGAAGAAGUGAAGCAGGCAGUACCUGUCAUAGUUCCUGUUGUUCAGAGGAAUCCGAAAACUGAUGGCACACAGGAACACAAGUCACCUCCAGGCACCAAAAAAGAGACACCUGUUUACGCACCAGGAAGUCAGGAGGAAAAAUGGCAACUGCAGAUUUUGGCGAAGGGUCGAGUGACCUGUCCCAAAUGUAAGAGUGUUGGAAGAAAAACUGUGGAUGGUUUGAAGAAACACCUGGAAACCUGCAAACUGAAUCCCUUUACGUGCCCACACUGUGGGAAACAACUGAAAACUUCAACUGGAAUGAAGUACCACCUCAUGGCCGACCACAAUAACCUGCCUCUUCCAGAUACUGGGAAUGACGUCGCUGACCAGGCUGUAAAAGAGAAGCUAAGGAAAGUUCUGAAAAGGUUGGGAAAAUUGAAAUGUUCAAAAGAGGGUUGCACUGGAAGCUUCACCAGUAUAAUGGGUUAUGUGUACCACAUGAAGAAAUGUGGCAAAGAGGAAUCCGAGCUGGAGAAACUCGUAAUGAACUGUAAACAUUGUGGAAAAGCGUAUCGAUCCAGGGCCGGUCUGGAGUACCACCUCAAAAAUGAGCACAGUACAGCGCCCCAAGAAAGCGAAGAAGAGGAGGUGAAGACCCGGAAAGAGGCCGUCUCAGAGCGUACACAGAGCGGGCGGGUGAAACGGUUGUCGGCGCAGGUGGCCGUGUUCCACCUGAGGGAGAUCGCCAGCGAGGAGCUGGUGAAGGAGUGGCCCAAGAGAAAAGUGCAGCGGGACCUGGUUCCAGACGUCAGGAAGCUCAAGUAUUCUCGUCCUGGGUUACCUGCUUUUAGUCAGGAUACUCUGCGCAAGUGGAAGAGUGAGGUCAAACUUCAUAAAAAAGUGCAGUGUCCAAAUAAGGGAUGUGGUUGCUUCUACACAAGCGUAUCUGGACUAAAAUCUCAUCUUGGGCUAUGUACUUUGGGGGAAUUUGAAUCUGGAAAGUAUAAAUGCUUGAUAUGUAAGAAAGAGUUCUACUCUGAAAGUGGAGUGAAGUACCACAUCAAUUCCAUUCAUUCUCAGGACUGGUUUGUUAUAAAGUCUAAAGCUAAGAGUUCCAAAUUUGAUAAACUGCACAAGACGCAGCCUAAGGAAGAUCCCACGAAUCCUUCUGACGUUCCCUCGCCAAACCCAAGCCCGCUCGACGCCUGGCAGCAAAAACAGACACCUGCGGCGACCACGUCCAGUGAAGCAAUAAAUCCAGGACUAGAUGAUAGGAAGGGGAACAGGCAGGGUAAAGAGUGCUUUGAGUUCAGUGGCAGUGAGAGAGGCAGCAGUGAGACCUCCUGCAGUGAGACAGAGACAGAGGUUCCGUUGGCCAACAGACGUGAUGACUGGGAUUUCAGCGGACCACUCACAAAGCCUGGGUCCAUCCAGCGACCUAGAAGUAAUCCAUAAACCCAUCAUGCUCUUUUUCUGAACAUCAUAUUCACCUCCAAAGCUGAAACAGAAGUAUUGGUGCUACUAGGAAGACAGAUUAUAAACAUUUAUGAACAUUAAACAUUGACAUGAAAUGUAAUAUCAGAUUAAUGAAACAAGUAAAUAACGGUUGAUUUAUUACCUGAUAUUGUAUAUUUAGUGUUUGGAGCAUGAAAUACUGGAAAUUCCAGGUUUUGCCGCUGCUCUUUGUUGCAAUGUCACAGGAUUUAUUUGAAUGUAAUGACUUUAAUUUAUGCUGCUGUGAUUUUUCUGAUAUUACUGAGAAAGUGAUGGCUUUUAUAUUGUAACAAUGUUCAUUGAGUAAUGCAUUAAAAACAAUCAAUUCAACAUACAGAAUCUUACAAAUGUCUCCAAUAGCAGAAUUGAAAAGGUUAUAAUCCAUAAUAUUUUUAAUAAACUAUGUAUCGUUCAAUCUUGGAGCACCAUGAAUGUUA
Messenger RNA from Triplophysa dalaica, 2923 nucleotides. It is a transcript of the gene znf512, whose product is annotated as zinc finger protein 512. The transcript has 15 exons. NCBI's taxonomy places the organism in Eukaryota, Metazoa, Chordata, Actinopteri, Cypriniformes, Nemacheilidae. The record is from RefSeq and is a predicted model, not a curated record. Gene Ontology annotation, molecular function: zinc ion binding. Bases 591 to 2447 code for a protein of 618 amino acids.